This is a messenger RNA of Impatiens glandulifera, 2484 nucleotides long. RefSeq names its product regulator of nonsense transcripts UPF3-like. Bases 291 to 1790 code for a protein of 499 amino acids. Gene Ontology annotation, cellular component: cytoplasm; nucleolus. Gene Ontology annotation, molecular function: mRNA binding. Gene Ontology annotation, biological process: nuclear-transcribed mRNA catabolic process, nonsense-mediated decay; positive regulation of translation. The record is from RefSeq and is a predicted model, not a curated record. Lineage: Eukaryota; Viridiplantae; Streptophyta; Magnoliopsida; Ericales; Balsaminaceae. The transcript is spliced from 13 exons.
UGUUGACUAUCCUUCAAAGGAGACGAUCGAGAGAGAGAGAGUAGAGAAGACUAAUGUAUGAAUUCCACAAGUACGUUGAUUUCCAACUCUUUCAGGCGUCAUUAUUCGUGGCAUUGUCGAUAGCGAUUUGAGUUUUGAUUUCAAGAUUCCAUCUCGAUCGAAUGAUGUGAAUUAAGGGGAUUCAGAUUGCGGAUUGCGGAUUGCGGAAUCGUUCAAGGGUUUAGAAGCAUACCCGUGUUUGCUGCUUUCAUCCAACGUCUAGGGUUUAAUUUUUUUCAGGUAGUUAACGAAUGAAGGGUCCUCUGGAUCGAAAAAAGGUUGUGGUCCGGCAUUUGCCGCCGACAAUUACGCAGGACAAGUUCAUGGAGCAAGUGGACGUCCGCUUUGCUGGGCUUUACAACUGGGUUUCCUUCUUCCCUGGCAACAACAGCCUGAAGAGCCAGUCAAGUUCUAGAGCAUACUUUGAUUUUAAGAAGCCAGAGGAUGUUAUUGAUUUUUCUGAUUUCUUUAACGGGCAUAUUUUUGUUAACGAGAAAGGAACCCAGUUUAAGUGUGCAGUUGAGUACGCUCCAUCUCAACACAUUCCAAAGCAAUGGUCUAAGCAAGAUGGACGUGAAGGAUCAAUACACAAAGAUCCUGAAUUCAUUGAGUUCCUUGAAUUUAUUUCAAAACCUGUUGAGAAUCUUCCGAGUGCUGAGAUACAGUUGGAGCGAAGAGAAGCAGAACGAAGUGGUGCCGCAAAGGAGUCUCCUAUUAUCACUCCUCUAAUGGAUUUUAUACGCCAAAAAAGGGCUGCCAAGAGUGGAUCUCGGAGAUCUUUACCCAAUGGAAAAAUGCACAGGAAAGCUGCUGGACCAUCUUCAGCUUCAUCAAGACAUGGUUCGGACGGGAAAAAGUCUUCCACCAGCAAGUAUGUGCUGAAGGAUAAUGCAAAGAGCACAUGCAGGAGAGAUAAAGCAGCAUAUAUCCUGAUGCCCAAACGAGAUGACCAGGCGCAGUCGAACAAGGCUGUUAAUAUUGUUGCUGCAUCUGGAGAAGUUGCCGAACAGCUUAAGGGAACUUCAGGGGCUGGUGGGAAGAAAAAGAUCAUUCUGUUGAAGGGAAAAGAAAAAGAGAUUUAUCAUAGCGAUACAUCUGCAGUUAAAGAUUCACUUGGGCCAGCUACUGAUAAAUCCAAUCUGCAAAAUGAAGCUAAUGGGAGGAUAAUAAGAAGCAUACUUUUAAACAAAGAUGCAAGGCUAAGCACACCAAGUCAAUCACUUGAUCAGCAAAACCAGGACUCUAUUGUGGAUAGGGAUAGAAGGCCCCCUAGACCACAUACCAUACAAUCAUCUAUUGGAGCACACGAAGGAAAGAUUAUUGCUAGUGAUUUGCAUGGUUUCCCUAAUGAAAAGCAAGGGAAACGAAUGAGGAAUAGGGACAGACCUGAUCGUGGUGUUUGGACUCCUCUUCCACGUUCAGACGGAUCACAUGCUAGUGAUGGAUCUCUGCCAUCUGCUACUACCCGUUCAACAAAGUUGCAGUCAGAUUUUGGUGAAGGAUAUCACAGAGAAAUUAAGGCUGGUGUAUCAAGGGGUGAAGAGGGAAAAUAUGUUGGAAAUGGGAACAAUGGUCGUUAUUUGCUUGAUAAUGGAUCCCAUAAACAUAAUGGGCGUCGGGGUGUGGUACAUAAUGUUAAAGAUGCAGAUGCUGCCUCCAUUGUGAUUGAAGGGAAAGUUUUGAAACGUGGCGUUGCAUAUGGUCCUCAUGAGAAACAAGUAUGGGUUCAAAAAUCAGGUUCUGGUUCCUAAUGUCGUUUGAAGAUUGCAGUAUGGAGUCAGUUUCCAUAAUUUGGAGUGUACAUCUGGCUGCAACAGGAGUUCUUAUAACUGGAUUGUGUAACUGCUUUUGUACAAUGGAAGCAAAUAAAAGGGUACAGGUUUUGUCGAGACAUUUCCACUUUGCAGAAGUGAUUUGUGUAACUACUAGUCCUAUAAGUAAGAAAGAUAUACAGUACAGAUCCUACGUAAUGAAAUAUCAGAAUGGAGUGUGAUGGCUUUAUGGUGUCAUUUUAUCAUCAAGGUGCCCGCCCAUUGAAAGGUAGGGUUCGUCCUGCUGACAAAUACUAAAAUUGAAGACUGGAUGCCAUUGGCUCUGGGUCGGGUUUCCAGAUAUGUUGGUUUUUAGUCUGCUUCUUUUUUACUUAUUAAUGAACUUGUAAAUAUGAAGCAGGAAUUAUUAACACGCCUCGUCAUAGUAUAUUGAGUUUGGGUAGUAGUGUGUUUUGAAAUGCACUUUCUGUCUGGAAGGCAGGCCUCUUGGUUUAUUUAUUGGGUUGUCUCUCUAAUUAUGAUAUUUAUUAGGGCUGGAUGCUUAUUGGGAACAAUAUUAUAUGUUUUUAUGGCUGACUCUUGGAUGAAAGAAAAGCCAGAGUAAUAGGUAAAGCUUUGUUGUAUGAAGAGAUUGGGUUUUGGGUUUGGUGAAACUGAUGUUGCUUUUGUUCUU